This is a messenger RNA of Corythoichthys intestinalis (scribbled pipefish), 3529 nucleotides long. It is a transcript of the gene colec11, whose product is annotated as collectin sub-family member 11. The record is from RefSeq and is a predicted model, not a curated record. The transcript has 7 exons. Bases 70 to 909 code for a protein of 279 amino acids. Lineage: Eukaryota; Metazoa; Chordata; Actinopteri; Syngnathiformes; Syngnathidae.
CUCAGCCAAGCUGCUUGUACGCUCUCCUUUUUUGACUGGGAAAUUAAAAUACACCCUAAGUUUAUUACUAUGACGAAAGGGCAGAAGAACAUACGAUGGUUCCUUGUCAUAUAUGUCGUGACUUUGUUGACAUUACAUACAACAGAAGGACAACACUUGACAGGGGAUCCUUGCACUGUUCAGAUCCUUGUACCUGGCCUGAAAGGAGAACCAGGGGAGAAAGGAUUAAAGGGAGCUCCAGGGAGACCAGGAAGAGUGGGCCCACCAGGCGAAAUGGGUCAACCUGGGGUUAAAGGACAAAAAGGCAUUAUGGGACACCAUGGAAAAGUGGGUCCAAGUGGAAUGAAAGGCAUAAAGGGAGACAUGGGGGAGCAUGGACCGCGAGGCCCGGAUGGAGAGCCAGGUGUUCCAUGUGAAUGCUCACCAAUAAGAAAGAUGAUUGGUGAAAUGGACAUUGUGGUGGACCAGCUAUCUUCUGAACUGAAAUUUAUCAAGAACGCACUGCCCUCCCCCGCAGCAAUCGCCGGCAUAAAAGAAACAGACAGUAUGGUGUAUCUCCUGGUGAAGGAGGAGAAACGCUACUCUGACGCCGACCGUUACUGCCAGGCGAGGGGAGGGCACCUGGCCAUGCCGAAGGAUGACGUCGCAAACACGGCCUUGGCGAGCUACAUCACAGAAGCAGGUUUAAGCAGAGUCUACAUCGGUGUUCACGACCAGGAUGUGGAAGGAGUUUUCACCUAUGUGGACCGCUCUCCCAUGUCCACAUUCAGCAAAUGGAGAAAAGGAGAGCCCAAUAACGCUUAUGACGAUGAGGACUGUGCGGAGAUGGUGGCCUCUGGAGAGUGGACUGAUGUUGCAUGUCACCCAACAAUGUAUUUUAUAUGUGAAUUUGACAGGGAUGCAGUUUGAUUUGCAGCAAUGUAAAAAUUUGCUAACUUGCAUAGCAAAGUCCGCUAGUUUAAAUGCUAUGUAACGCUAAUUUUUACCAGAUAGUUUCUGGUGUGCACCAGAAACAAUCUGAUUUAAAAGCAUUUUUUUGUAGAGUUGUCCGAUAAUGACUUUUUGACCGAUAACCAAUAUCAUCAAUCUCUGAAAAAUGAUACCGAUUUUUGCGUUUGUUCACUUAACGUGUUUUGUGUAAUUGUAUUGUGACGCCCUACUAGAUGCUUUCAUAAUGAUAAAUGUAACAACUUUAACUGAUUCACUCCCAGCCAUUUUCACCAGAGCAAGGCCCUUCACUCCCGGCCGUUUCACUGUAUUUUGACUGAUUUUGCAUGGCCCAAAGAAAAUUCUGUUCUAUUGCUAUAUAAACAUGGAACCCACCAAAAGAAAGAUUAGACUCUCUUCUUUCAGCAGACAAAAAAAAAAGUAAGUUCAUAUCUUUUUCCAUUCUUUACAAAUCAGCAUUAGAAAAUAACUUAGUUUGAGCAAUUUUCCAAUUUCUGAUGAAAAAACGGAGAAUGUUAGCUUUUUGUAAACGCAUACAUUUCAAACAUAACUUUGACUUUAACACAGCUAUUUUUUGCUUUCGUGACAUCCCAAACAUCUUAAUAUUGUUUUCCUUUUACAAAAUAUCACCAACAACGAGACAAACAGAGCUUUUGAUAGCCAAGUAACAAUUUAUUUACAACUUACUAACUGAAAGGUAUUGUGGCCGCGCCAUUGGUUAAACUUUUCCCUCAUCGUUGACUGUCUCAAAAAGAUGAAUUCCUUUGAGUCUCUGCGGGCUCUGCUCGCGAGCAGAACGGGCUUAACGGCAUUUAGUGGUCUCAGUCGUCCAACGCCUGGCGUCCCGGGCGUCCUAUCGGUUGUUCUGCUUGGUCGUCUUCCGCCAGUGAUCCGGCUUUGCAGCUUGGCCUCUCGUUGCCAUUGACUAGGGUUGCGGGUCUUACCAAAUGUGCUCCUGCCCUCCAGUGGGCAGGUUUAUUGCUUUAAAACUGAUUUUCUGCUUUGUGCUUUUGACUUCAAUUGAAUCAGAAGCCAGAUAUGUCUUUUUUUUGAAAAAAAAAUAAAAAAACAUAAGAGACGUAUAAAUGCGUCUUCAGGACACCGAAACAAUUAAAAAUAGAAACUACACAUUUUUGGGAGCAAAUGAGUUAAGGUUCUCCGGAUAAAAUAAACAUUUGGUGCACACCAGAAACUACCUGGUAUAAGUUAGCACUAUAUAACAUUUAAGCUUAGCGGACUUUUGCUACGCAAGUUAGCCAGUUUUUGUAAACAUUAGCAUUAUAUAAUGGACAUUUGCUAUGCAAGUUGGCCAAUUGUUGUAAACAUUAGCAUUAUGUUGUGGUGAACCUUUGUUUGUCAUAAUUCACCCACCGUACUUGUGUGUCUGAUUGGCCGUGCGCGUUACCGGCUGCGUCACAGUCAUGUGACAGACAAUAUAAAGAGCCGCGCGCGUUCCGGUUCAUUAGAGAGAGUGUACGAGAGUUCACAGAGGGCAGCAGAGCUAGCAAUAAAGACUCUUAACAAGCAUACCGCUUCAAUGUAACAUUUAAGCUAGCAGUCUUUUGCUAUGCAAGUUAGUCAAUUGUUGUCAACUUUAGCAUUAUGUAGCAUUUAUGCUAGCGGAUUUUUGUUAUGCAAGUUAGCCAAUGGCUUAUCACGUUACUUUUGCUCAUCAAUAUUCAUGAUGUUAGCAACUGUUGCUAGGCGGGUCAAGCUCGUGUUUGUCCCUCAUGCUACAUGCAUGUAAAUAUUGCACGAAUGAGAUGUUUACUGAGCUAAACCUACCAAUUCUGUCUGAAAAUGAUGUCCCUGGGGCCAAAUUCACUGGUAAAGAUGUGGAAGAACAUACAAAUGUUCAGUUAAAGAGAUGGCAUGAGUGUCGAGGGCUGAAAAAGAGCCGACCGGACAAUGACAUUCUCCUGUUUCAACAAUCUAUCCUCUACCACCAAAUGCCGUGUCUUUCUUAUAUAUUAUAUCCUCUGGUUUUCUUACGUUUCUGACUUUUCAUGGGGGCAAUUUACAUUGCUAUUUUUGUCUAGCGAUCGCAAAUGCUACUCAGCUACAGUCAACGAACACUUCAUUUUUUCAUUAAUAACAAAUCUUAAUUCUAUAAUUUAUUUACACUUCCCCCUUACUUAAGUUGUUAUUUACAACAGAAAAGGUAACAGUGGCUGUCAGAUACCAUUUUCAUUUUUUAUAGGUCAUUCAUUGUCAGACAGAGGCUGCACGGCAAAACGCCACGCCAAAAAAAUAGGUAAAAAAAAUAUCGGAAUGGCUUACCUGCUCGUUCUCUGUAGGUCCAUGGCCCCCAACAAAAUGUUUACUGCAUAUGAAGGUGAAUGGCGUCACCUUACUGGCGUUAAACUGGUCUUUUGACGUCUGCACAAGAUGAUCCAUUCUUCACAUUUUUUCGAGUUUUUGGCCUCGGGAUAUGUAUGAAGAAAACAUCCUUCAUAUGUCGUAAUGUCUAGAGUCAAGUUCCAUAGCAGCAGUGUUUACUCGGCAUGUUGUUUUUUUGAAAGAUUACAGGCAGAAAACAAGCAGUAGUAGCAUGGGUUGUAUGCGAGCGUGCUUCCAUGUU